AUGCGGCGACAUGUAAGAAGCCAGCAACCAGUUCUUUUCCAGAACAAGUUCAACACUGAACUCGGCAUCAACACUGAUCUAACAUGGCGUAAUGCCUCAUCGCUUAACUAUGCCGUUAAUAAAAUUAUCAGCACAGGAGUCGACGGAUUGCUGAAAGUAUGCAACGCUCGCCGUGACUACGCUGGUGUACUCUUGUCCGCCUAUCCGUUCUGCGUAAACCGAUUCUAUCUCCUGGAACAGGGCGGAACCGAUUUCAACAACGCAGUCACAUACGUGCAUCUCUUCAAGCACCUCGAAUUCAUGUGCAGUACCGGCUUUGACGUGUACCAGUACAAUCUUCCCUGUAUACUUGGUGUAACAGCUCACGACCAAACAUACAACGCUUGCUACUACAAGUUCCAGCAAACUCUCCAGAGCUAUCCCAAUAUGUUAUGCCAAGGCUUCACAGACGCUUGUCCUCUGCCUCGAAGGCGUCUUCGCAAACACAUGUGGGCAGCAGAUUGGAUGGGUGGAAUGCGAAAUGGAGCGUCUUGGCUACGCUUACGAUUGCAAUGGACUCAUAUGUUAGAUUUUUAUCAAAUACGAGAUACGCUGUAUAUUAAUAAAGAUCCCAUGAAAGCUUCUUCUUGCAGUUCUACACGCUUUGAUCACCACUGA
Messenger RNA from Cooperia oncophora, 657 nucleotides. NCBI's taxonomy places the organism in Eukaryota, Metazoa, Nematoda, Chromadorea, Rhabditida, Trichostrongylidae. The record is from the annotation of a GenBank genome assembly.